CUCUUCUCUUGCCACGCCCUCGGCGUUGCUAGUAAUCCGUUCAUUUGCCGCGCGAUAAUUCAGCAUCGAAAAUUUCAGACAGCAGAGCCAGAGAUUGAAUCAGGUUUUCUAGUUCCUUCAAAAGCCAAUGAUUCCUCUGAUAUCCUCGAAGGCACGUUGAUCAAGGUACGUCCUCGCGCACCAGAGUCUACCUUAGUCGCCAUCUCCAACGUCGCGACGCUCAUCAAACAGAUCAGAGCAGCAUUCGCGCCUCAGAUGCAAUAA
Messenger RNA from Colletotrichum costaricense, 264 nucleotides. RefSeq lists its product as uncharacterized. The annotation marks the transcript as partial. The transcript has a single exon. Lineage: Eukaryota; Fungi; Ascomycota; Sordariomycetes; Glomerellales; Glomerellaceae. The record is from RefSeq and is a predicted model, not a curated record.